AGUUCCCCCCGCCGAGGUUGCUCGGCGCCCUUUCAGCCUCCGCUUGCGCUUCUCAUGCAACUCUGUUACUUUGGCGCUUCCCGUAGUUGUGUCCCCAUAGUUAACUAGCCGGCUGUCUAGCCAGAGUAGCAUGCUGUCUUUACAUCUGACAUCGGGUGUGUUAGGGAAACGAGAUCGGAAGAGAGCUGGGGAAUUUGCAAUUGAGAAAGGCAAAUUCCAGUUAACUCUUGCCAACUAGCUCAACUCAACUAACUACUCCGUAAACUGGUUGACUACUCGAUUAGUCUGUUAGUUGGGUAACUUUUGAGGUAUCGAUAUGUAUGCUGAAAUCGCAUUACAAGAAGCUCAAGAUACUUACGAUUCUCUUACCAGAUCCGACCAGUCGAACAGGCAGUUGGAUUGACUAUAGGGUCAAGUCGUGUGCUCGAUCCAAGGAAUAUCCAUCGCUGGCUUGACCCUGCGCCAACCGCGCGACAAUAUGAUAUGUUCUGUUUAUUCUCCCCCCUUUUUUUCUUCACAAUGAACACCCAGGGUCUUGAUGUCCAAGCCAUUGGACCAACGGUUCAUUCUCAUGUGUGCACUGGAGCUGUGGGUUCGUGUUUGUCUGGCUUGCUUCGUAUGAUGCGUGUGUAUCAUUUGUUGGCUCCCUUCUCUUUCAUCACAUAUAGACAUGGUGAGCGUCCACCACAUUCAUGGUCUUGACGGAUGUUCUGUUAGCUCAGUUCGCCUUGGAUCUGGGCUAACUGGGCGAAUUGCAAGCCGAGGAUCAUGAAGAUGGCCACUCCAACGAGGUUAGUUGGCUUUUGUUUUCUUUUUAAGUUACUUCCGUACAUCUGGGCUUUAAUCUUAUUCGGAUCUGAGGAUAAUGUGACCCGCGCCAGAGGUCUGGGUGCUGGAAUUUCUAUACCUUGUCAGUCUCACCCGGAAAGGGAAGCAGAGGGCGCAGGAAGAAGAAAUCAUACCCGUGCACUGCGCAGCCUCUGACUUGCGAUUUGCUCAGAAUUCGUUGUUUCGACCAGACGAAAAAGAAAGGGACACAGGGAACAGAGAUGGAAUGGGGGGCCCCCGGGGCAUAGGGGGGAGGAGGAAGGAAGAUAACGUUUAUUCAUGACGACUCCCUUUCCUUUUUCUUUAUGAUAUGUGUUCGGAAUUGUCGAUGUUAAUGUUCUAUUCUUGGUGCUGGUGUUGCUAUGCAAGUUCCCUGGUUUCAUUCUAUUUUGCCCUUCGGUUGACAUCUCAUCAGCCGGGGCCACAGCUCGGUCUGUUUUGAAGGUCAGCCUUGGAGAAUCGUAACUGGUCUCCGCAUCCAGUCCCACAGAGAUGGCCAAACGGCCCUCGCUCAGCGCGCUUGAGCCAUAUGGAUAAGCUCCUCCUGGCCAUGGAGAGUAAAAGAAAGACUGGCGGGUUACAAUCUCUAUUUCCCAUGUCUCUUACCCUUCAUCAAUAGGAGCUGCGGUUCCUUUGACUGGAGUUCUCUUCCCGGUAUCAGCCAUCAUGCCAUCUACCACCCCUGAUAUAGAACAUCGAUGCACGAUCUGGUGGCCUGAACCAAGUUCGCCACGUUACACCAGAGGGCUGACGAUGGCGGUUUGGUUUCAAGGCACCGAACCCGCAUCAUCAAUUUUCCUCCCCUAGAUCUCCGAAGGGUGGUAACUUUUGUCAGGCCACCUGCUCCUGCUUGGUACCUUGUUCCUUUCCUGUACCUUGCCUUCUUCGCUGUGCACAUGAUACACCACACGUUGCAUACAGCCAGCUGUUCCUCCCAGUACCUGGAACCUGACAGAUACCUAUUUCUGCUUACUUUCAGGGCCAGAGCAAGCCUGGGCUGGAAUAGAACUGGGGACAAAACCUCCCUAGAUGAAAGAGGGAGAUUGUGGGGAGAUUGCUUUGCAUUAAAGACGCUACUCAACCCAAUUGUCCUUUUAAAGGGCGAUCUCUUUAUGCUUGUUUCACAGACGGCGGAGUCCAAAUGAUCUAUUCUGAUCCGACCUGAAGUAGUUCGGCUACUGUCCCUUUUCCCCCAGAUUGUUCUAUAUUAGUACUGCAUAACGCAAUCAUCUAAGAGUUGCUGCGCCAGCGUUGUCUGUAUUACCUGUCUAGUGCUUCCCGGCGGAGUAAUAAUUUCACUCCGUGCAAAAAUAACAAAAGAAAAGAAAAACCAAUAACCAGGUGGAUGGGAUGCAGCAAUUCGCGGCGGAACUGAGGGUUUCAAGGCACUGAUUCAUAUAAUAGCUUGCUUCCCAUCAUGUGGCCUCUGUAUUAUCGUCUUCUCUUUUUUCCCUUUUCUCUCUUCUUUCCUUACCCCCGUACUUUGAAAUUCAUCGUCUCGUCUUCUCUUUUUCUAGCUUGAAAGACCAUUUCACAAAUAAUCGAUGCGAAAACAAGGAUCAUGGCCCUGGAGAAAGGCAACCUAGAUUGCAAAAGGGUCAGUGCAUAGGCGUUUUCAGCCCGCGCUCUCUGUCUUUGUGCCUGGGUGCUGUUGGCUUGCUUUGUGCUGUGUAUCUCGCGUCGUUGGUCACUGUCUGGUCGUAUCCCUGUGCUAUGUGUCCUGUGAAUGUUGGCUAGCUGCUGGUAAAGGCGAUGUAUCUCAUCCCAAUCCCAGCACACUGGGUUGCGAUUUGACUAGCUGCUCCGAUGAACUAGUUACGACCAUGACCGCGGCUCCCGGUUCACUGUUCGACUUGCUGGAAGCGGAUAGUCGACUUGUGUUCGCUUCCCCUCGAGCUAGUACUACUCUUUAUUAGCAUAUUUACACCAAAUCGGGGCACUUAACUCCCGUCUCCACGCUCUCUCUCCUGUUUCGCAAGCAGGCUGCCGUAGGUAUUCCGUCUUCGUCAGGUCCUCUGCAGUAUGUUGCUCUUCCAGUUCGUUUGUAUAUCAAAACUAUGGCGCGUUGGAAAAGGGAGCUCGUUCUGGGCUUGGUGGGCAGAUAAUAUAUCAUGUGUUUAAUUGGGACGGGACGCUGUCGGGAGCUAGCUGCUUACAUCAGCAAGAGAGUAACAACAUCCCGACCUCAGGAAUCUCCGGCUGUAAGGAGUACAUCAGCUUGCUCUCGAUACUGGCUGCUGGGGUUGAAUGUACCGAGUCCUUGUGCGUUACUGUACACCCCGAAGCAGGAAUGAUACCCCUCUAGCUGUUUGUUUUCAAUACUUUGAUCGCACACUCAAGGCAGUUGAUCUUUCAAUAAAUAGUGGCCUACGACCUAUUGAAGAACGUGAAGGCAUAUUUCCAGUCACAAGUCUUCGUGCAGGUAAAGCAUCGGGGCUAGACCAAGGCCUGUACGCUUCCGCCUCUUGCUCGGCUUUGCUGUACGUCUCAACUUGCACGAGCCUGGUCGCCCACUAAGCGCGGUGAUCGGACAAGGAGAGAUAUCAUUACGCUAAUUUACUUGCUUCAGUGGCGGAGGCAGAUGACAUGCUUCAGCCUCGAACGGCCUCCCGCGUAAUGCCAGGCCGCUCAGCUCUCUCCCAUGAGUCGAUAAACCUUCGGGUUCGGCCUCAUGAGCCAGCCACGAACUCCAAAUUUGCUUCUCGUAACAGAUAAAUUGAAGAACUGCUGUGCCACAGAUCUUAUUUCCAUGAACAACUGACUAGAGGCGGGAGGGGGAGAGAAAAAUAAAGGGAGUCUUCUCUUUUUUUUGUUCGUAAAACGUUUUGCUCCCAAAUCUAAAUCAGAUCAUUAAGGCUUAUAGCCUCUUACGUUUCCUCUUGCCGCCCUUCAACGACGAGUGACCCUUUGUAGCGGUACGCGUCCGCCAUGGGAAAAAGGAUGAAGCCGCUCAAGUUAUUCUAAACGCCUCUUUCCGUCUGCUUGAGGAGAAAUGUGCUCAUGUGCAUACCCAACCUUUCUCGUACGACCCAAGUCAGAAUGAAGGAGAUGUCAAAUAGCUAGGCAAAGCUCAAAUUUGCUGCACAAAUGCACGAUCAGGCAUGGAGGGGUGUCGGUGUCCUUGAUAUCCAUCUCUCAAUAUCUGUUCUGACCAAUAUGCUGACCACCCCCCGUUACCUAAGUUGCCCUUGAUUCGUGCCAUGUUUGGAUUUUUUUUCCUCAAAUAGCAGUCUAUUUCACCUCUUUUGCUGAUUUUUUACGUUUCUCUCACCCAGGCUGUGUUAUCUUCGUAUAUAUUGUACAACAAUAUAUGCUCUCUCCCCAAAUCUUUUUCCUAUUCCCGCCAAUAGAAAAAUAGUUUUGAAAU
This is a messenger RNA of Trichophyton rubrum CBS 118892, 4195 nucleotides long. RefSeq lists its product as uncharacterized. The coding region runs from base 3076 to 3345 and encodes 89 amino acids. The record is from RefSeq and is a predicted model, not a curated record. Lineage: Eukaryota; Fungi; Ascomycota; Eurotiomycetes; Onygenales; Arthrodermataceae. The transcript has 2 exons.